This is a messenger RNA of Mesoplodon densirostris (Blainville's beaked whale), 220 nucleotides long. Its product is annotated as cytochrome c oxidase subunit 7C, mitochondrial-like. Gene Ontology annotation, biological process: mitochondrial electron transport, cytochrome c to oxygen. The record is from RefSeq and is a predicted model, not a curated record. Lineage: Eukaryota; Metazoa; Chordata; Mammalia; Artiodactyla; Ziphiidae. The transcript has a single exon. The coding region runs from base 1 to 192 and encodes 63 amino acids.
AUGUUGGGACAAAGCAUCCGGAGGUUCACAACCUCAGUGGUCCGUAGGAGCCACUGUGAGGAGGGUCCAGGGAAGAAUUUACCAUUUUCAGUGGAAAACAAGUGGUGGUUACUAGCUAUGAUGACUUUGUACUUUGGGUCUGGAUUUGCUGCACCUUUCUAUAUAGUAAGACACCAACUGCUUAAAAAAUAAUCAAUGAGACAGAUACGAAGAGGAGCAU